AUGGAUCCUCUUUCCAUCUCAGCGAGCAUUGCCGGUUUGGUGGCGGUCGCCGACCUCGUGUUUCGCCAUUCCACCAAGUAUCUCAACGGCGCACGAAAGGAAGCCGAAGACAUCUCCCACGAAGUCAAGAAUCUUUCUAUUAUAUUACACAACCUGUCGCUUGUCGCCUUUGAGUUGGAGGAGACGCAGUCUUCCGAUAGUACCCAACAGAAGUCAAACCUCAAACCACACCACUUGCACGACUGCCAACAGCUCCUCAGGCGACUAGAACAAGGUCUUGUCAGCACACAACCGAACCUUGGCUCUACUUCACGCAUCGAGAGACUUCAAAGUCGUCUGGCAUGGCCAUUCUCUUCAUCCGACACAAAAGAGAUUCUUCGGGAUGUACGACGCCACAAGCAGACCAUUAAGCUUGCGCUAGAAGCCGACACAUUGAGCAAUCUAAGGCUUCUCCUUUCCCGGCAAUCAGAUGCCAAUUCCAGGAUCAGCCACAUACAAGAGACUGUCAACAAGAUCUAUGAUAUUCAGACCAGCAUUCGCCUAGACGAGAAAAGACAAAAAGUGCUUGAAUUCUUCACCAAGGCCAACCCACGCUCCGAGCUUGACACCAACAGAAAUCUACGCCACAGUCUCACAGGUCUCUGGCUCACCGAAGGACUAGAGUUUGAGGAAUGGUAUACCACACCCGGGUCGAAAAUCUGGUGUAGCGGCAUCCCGGGCGCUGGCAAAUCGGUCCUCGCCGCUGCCAUGAUCGACGAGUGUCUCCAGAGGAAUGUAGCCAAUCCAUGCUCGGUCAUGGCAUACUUCUUCUGUAUUUAUAGAGACGAGGAAACUCAGGAUCCCGUCUCCAUUCUCUCCUCGCUUUGCUCUCAGCUUGCUCGACAGGAUGAGAAGGCGUUUUUGGUCUUGGAGGAAUAUUACCAUGAACUGACAUCUGAUCGUCAACUUCAGUCAGGGCCAUCAGCGAAGAAAUUGAUCAAGGUUCUCCGAAAAAUUUGUUCCUUGAUUGAUCGAGUAUACAUCAUCGUUGAUGGAUUGGACGAAUGCGGCAAGCGGGUCGAAGAAACUGUGGAAUCCCUUGCAGCCCUCCUCCCAUCUCAUAUUGAUGAAGGGCUCAACAUAGCUCUAUUGAGUAGGAACGAGGUUCCUAUUCGAGAGAUCUUGGGAGGCGAGUUCCAAAAUAUCGAAAUUGAAGCGCACACUGAAGACAUCCAACUUUAUGUGGCAUCAGAACUGAAACAACGCAUUGAGUCGAAGAAGCUGAGACUCCGCGAUCUAGCCCUGAAGGACGUGAUCAUGACGAGGCUAGUUGAAGGGGCAAAAGGAAUGUUUCGGUGGGUGGCUUGCCAGCUGGACCACCUCUGCGAACUUCCUACGGAUAGGGCUCGGCGAAAGGCAUUGGACAAGCUACCACCCACACUCUUUGCUACCUAUGAGCAGAUUUUGACCAGGAUCAACAACUCUGGUGAAGAAAACAAACAGCUAGUGCAGAAAACCUUGUUGUUCAUCAGUUCCCCUCAUCAUGGACUCCUCAACCUCCGACAAAUAUGUGAGGCCAUCUCUCUCCAAGAUGGUGAUGAGGAACUUGUACAUGAGGAUAUCAUAGAUGGAGGGGAAAUUCUCCGAUUGUGCGGUAGCCUUAUUCGAGUAAGGAAGGGUUUGUACCACACUGGGGACGGCGGCGAAGUUGGCAUUGAGUUUUCACACUUUUCUGUGCAGGAAUAUCUCCAAGACGAAUGCCUCAGGCAUGCCACCCUCAGUGCGUACGGUGUCUCUCGACAAAAGGCUUGCCAGCUUCUCGCGUCUCUCUGCCUCGGCUACCUCACCCUCAAGAACGAAGAGCAGCUACCAGAAACAACAACCGAGAUGAGUGAAGCCAUGUCUGAAAGAGACUUGAGGCAUCCUUUCUACAGGCAUGCAGCGACGUACUGGCUGUCCUAUGUACGCGAGGCCGGCGAAGGCUGCUGUCUUGAGCGCAUUCAUGACCUUUUUCAGGUUCAAAAAACCCCCAACUUUUGCACGUGGGCUACAACACUUGUGGUUCAUUGUGUGUUGGUAGUCCGCAAAAUGAUGUCUCUUGAUGGCUUGUGGAGUCCAACACCGAGUUUCAGGGACAUCUGCAUGCCUUUCCAUCCCUCUGAUCUUGUUCGACCAGACUUCACACCUCUACACAUGGCGGCUAUCUUGGGGAUUCCCGAUCUUUGUCGCCAUCUACUCAGUCAAGGCGCAGACUUGGAUGUCAAGGGCAAAUUCGGCACCCCACUGCAUGGCGCAAUCGCUGGCCUUGGGGCUUUUUUAUUUGGAGGAGAGUUUUCUGUGCCGUGUUUGGUGCGGAUUCUAGGUCAAAACUACGGGAUAGAUCAACCUCUAGGACGACUCCGGGCUGCCCAAGUCCUGCUUGAAGCUGGGGCCAAGACGCAAUUGCUCUGCACAGGUCACUGGGAAGGAAGUUUUUCGUCUUUGUCCUUUUCCGCGCUUACAUCUUCCUUUGGGCCUGAGCUUGAGAUUGCCGCGGAGCUCAUCAAGACUGGUAUCAAUGUUGAAGAGGAGGACCUAGCCUGCUUUGUACAACGCUACGAGGAAAUGUUAUCCACGGAGUACAAUAAUAUCAGUUCGCAGGCAGUUUUGAAGCUUCUCGAGGCUCUCGGCCCUCCAGACACACAUACGAAAACCACGUCAAAGGCACUAUUGUACAACAAGACGCUUCACUGGGCAGCAAGAAUGAAGAUAGCCUCCCUCGGUGCAGUGUCAACAUAUCAGCCAAUGAGCGAGGCCAGCGAUGAUGAGAUUUUUGAUUUCAUUUUUUCAUGGGUCCAGAGCAAUGAUGUCAUUGAACUAAGCCGGUUCCUGAAAGGUCAUCGAUCUGAACUCGUCACAUCUGCUAGAUUUGAUAUUCAACGGCUUGAUCUUGCUGAGUUUCUGGAUGAGGACGUCAUUUAUCAAGAUUCGACCGCCCUCCACUUGGCGGCACAUCGCAACUCCCUGGAUGCCCUCGACACACUCAUAGAUCAUGGUUUUGAUGCAAACAUUGCAGCUCCAGACGGGAAAAGUCCAGUCCACAUGUGCUGUCAUCAGGACGCACUCCGAGCGUUGUUGCGACAUGGCGCCUCUACACUUGCGUCCGACAACACUCAAGAGACAAUUUGGCAUACAGCUGCGCAUUAUGGCCAAAUAAGAAUACUGGAAGUUCUUAUUCAACUCGAUGUUAGACAAGAGGCGUUGCAAAUGGUCUCGUCAAGGAAGGAGACGCCAAUCUGCUCCGCCUUGAACGCGGGACAAAAAGACGCUGUUCUAUUUCUCCUCAGAUAUUGCAACUCCCGAGAAUUCUGGAAGAGUGGUGAGUCUAUUUUUCGAGCGGCAGCAAAAAUAGGGUCUUCUGAGAUUGUGAAGCAUUUGCUAGAUGUCGGCAUCGAGGUGGACGGCAUGGACGACAUCACAGGGAGCCCGCUGCACUAUCUUUCCACAAGAGCCAGUGUUGAGUGCGUUGCACCACUCAAGUGUUUAUUUCCUCUGAGCCAGCGAAGAGAAGAGGAUCACAGGACACCGCUGGAGUCGUUCUUGCUCCGAGCUACAGGGGAGAGCACGAGGCUGGAAGGCAAGGUCCUGGAAGCCAUGCUACCAGCCAAUGCCCUGUCAUGUCCCCACGAAGCAAGCAGUCUGUGGUCAUUUGUGGGCCUUGAGGUGGCCACGAGUGCGCUGAUUAGCCCGGAGUAUCUUUCGUCAACUUGGACUUGGCUCACAGACUUCGUUUUCACCUUGAUCGAGCUUGGUAUCAUGGCCAAGUACGAAGCAACAGGACAUUCAGCCCUGCGUCCGUUUGCAUCGUUCUCGAAGGGGGUUGGUAUUGGGGAUGUCACCAACAUACAUCAAAAGGUGGCGUUGGAAGGCCACGAGCUAUCAAAGUAUUCCCACUGGCACGACUUCUCAAGAAUGGUGCUGGGCGUUGCGAGAGAGGCAAAGCGUUGGGACAUCGCAGUCAGCGAGCCCGAGGUGGUUCAACUGUUAGCCUUCUCUAUCCUGCACGAUGACAAAAAGAUGAUAUCGUUGCUCGUGGAUAAGGGUGUUGAUAUCCACUCAAGAGCCGACGUGCUCUCCCCGUUCGAGUUCGCCUGCUUUCCUGGCGUCCCAGUCGGCGAAAGGAGCUUCGCGAUUCUCUUGGAACACGCCGCCCUAGAAAAGAUGACAGAAAGGAACGAAAAGUUCGAUGGAUGUGGUUCUCUCCACUUUAUCGCAGGAUGGACUGGGAGGGGAAGAGCAUGCAACUGGAAGCUGAGGCAAAUGUUGUCGGCGGGUGUCGAUCCAUGCUCACCCUUGUCUCCCAAGCGAGGAUCACCCCUCGCACAUCACCUGUGCAAUGGCGCCCUAAACACGGCCGAGAUUCUUCUCGAAUCUAGAGCUGACCCAUGGGCUCACGGGUCGUAUCCAUUUGAUGCACCUUUAGAGGCGGCUCGCUAUGGCAGUCAUUCAAUACUCAAGAAGAUCGCCGCCUUUGAUCACGAGUCUCCUUGCUGGGACCGAACCUGGGCAGGUAUCGGCGACGAGGAAGGGUUUUCUGGUGGGAACGCACUCCAUCUGGCAGCAAUGAAUGGCAAGACAGGGUGCUUAGAGUUCUAUCUCAAUCAGGGCUUGCUGUCGAAUUUGGAGUGUCAUGACCGUCAUCUUGAGACUCCUAUGCACUACGCUGCUCGAUUUAAUGAAAUCUCAACCAUAAAGUGGUUGAAGGCUCGUGGGGGAAACAUCGAUUCCAGAAACUGCGACGGCCAGACUCCGUUGCACCUAGCAGCUAAAGGGGGGCAUUUGGAGACGGUUCGAACCUUGAUUCGUCUCGGCGCCAAGCAUCAGGCCUGCAAUCGAGGAUGCGUUCCACUGGUAUACGCAUACUCAACAGGAAAUGCUGCCAUGAUUGAGAUCCUCCAGAAUUCUUCCGAGGAACUCCAAGAGUCGAAUUCUCCAAGCAAAUCUCCAACGGCGUUGAAAAUAUUGGCAGAUGCAAUGCGCAAUGCUAUUCUACGGAGCGAUGUUCCCGCUUGUGAGAGAAUCCUCGCCCUCGGAUGCCCGGUAGACGUUGAGCUAUAUGACGAAGUUCCUGUGACCCUUUUGGCUGUGGCCAUUUGUCACCAACAAGACCCCAAGGUUGUUCAAUGGUUGAUGGACGCUGGUGCAACAGUCUCGACAAUCUUUCCUCAACCCUAUCAGGACCGGUACUCGACCGCUCUUGAAGCAGCCAUCGCUCAUCCGAGGUUGAACAGUAUCCUGCACAAGUUGUUGAACAAAUUCUUGGAAGAAGGGGGCAAUUUUCUUGACAUGGCUCGAAGUCCUCUUCAUCUUGCCAUCGACUACGACAAUAUUGAGGGGCUCAAGACUCUGUUGGACUGGCUUCGCGAGACGUACGGUAGCUCCAGAUUGAAUCUGAAUAACUCAAGUUGUGUUGUCGAAAGUAAAUCUUCACAGAGCGAGACGCUUUCCGCCUUCGUCGACCAAAAAGAUGCUCAGAGUCGGCAAACUGCACUUCAUAUUGCAGCCUCCAGAAACAAUCUCGAUGCCUGUGCCGUUCUGGUCAGCAGCCUCGCCAACAUUGAAGAGACGAACGAUAGAAACGAGACGCCACUUCACCUUGCCGCUGGACACGGCUCCCUUCAAGUUGCCAAACAUCUUCUCGACUGUGGUGCUCACCCAAACCUUUUGGAUGAGUGGGAUGAAACGCCACUCAUGUGUGCGUAUCGGGAAAGCCAGUGGGAACUAGUUGAUCUUCUCAGACCAUAUUGCAAAGACAUUACGAGAACGAACAUAUUGGGAGAAAAUGGUAUGCAUUUCGUGGUCAUUUUUGAACCCGACCCGACGAGACCAGGGUCGUCACUGGAAACCCUUUCCCGCUGCAUUGACCAAGGGGCUAGCUUGUACUUGCCAGACAGCGAUGGGGUGGCCCCCCUACAUUGGAUCUUGGCCAAACAGUCUGGGUACCACCUACGAUUCCUAUUGAAUAGAGAUCAUCGUUUCCUCCGGCCACAGGAGACGGGUCACUGGCCUAGUGAUUGGUUCCUCGCUACAGAUCGCAGGUUGGCGACAAUAUCCAAGAAUUUGCGCCUUGUCCAGCCGUUCCUGAGCAAUCAUGAGCUCCGUCAACUUUGCGACAUUGCAGAGAGAGGAGACCACAGUCUAUUGUGCCGAGCAGCAUGCUGGGGCUCAGUCGAGGCGAUCGAGAGCCUCCUCGCACUUGGAGUCGGCAUGAUUGAGCAUCAAUGCAAGGACCACGGCACGCCGUUGGCCGCUGCAAUUUCAAGAGGCCAUAUCAAGGCGGUCAAGUGUCUUGUGAACAAUGGCGCAACGGUGCCCUACGGCCUUUGCCAGCCAAAUGAUUUUGAGGUCAGCGUGGGCAAGCAAGACUUUGCUGUCCGGCAAUGGUUAUUCGUGGGUCGGCAUGUAGAGCAGAGCAGGAUCUCAGACGUGAUGGCGGAAUCCUCAGGCAAGGUUGAGAGCUGGGCUGGCGUACGUACUGUGAGAGUGGCCCUGAAGUGGGAAUGGAAGAGACACCGGGGAGAGGAUAUAUGGGAGUAUGCGUGCAGACGGCAAAAGAUUCUCAAGGAUGUGAGAGGCAAGGUUGUCAAGUGCCUUGAAGAGACUACUGAAGGCGAGGAUGCCGGGAGUGAUGCCAGUGAUGAGGAGUUCUCUGGCAGGCACUAUUGUCUGGGACGGGAACGUAUAAGGGGGGCUAGAUUGGUUUAUUGA
This is a messenger RNA of Fusarium vanettenii 77-13-4, 6726 nucleotides long. RefSeq lists its product as uncharacterized. The record is from RefSeq and is a predicted model, not a curated record. Gene Ontology annotation, molecular function: protein binding. Lineage: Eukaryota; Fungi; Ascomycota; Sordariomycetes; Hypocreales; Nectriaceae. The coding region runs from base 1 to 6726 and encodes 2241 amino acids. The transcript is spliced from 3 exons.